CUUGAUAAAAAUGUAUUAAUUUAUGCAAAUUAAGGUGGAAAAAUUGCACAAAGGCGGCUCAAAGUUAAACGCAGGUAGUAGUUUUCAAAGCCGUACAACAACGAAAUGGAACGCGCAAGCCUCGCUAAAUAUAGCUGCUUGUGUCUCUGGCUCUGGAUGGCGUCAGCCAAAUGCGCAGCAGGCGACGUCAUGACUGGAACGGGAACAGGAGUGGGGGGAAUGGGGGCAGUUGGGACAACAACAACGCAAAACGCUUUGUUAUCGUCGACGGGCAGCAAACAACAAGAGGAGCUGACGGCAGCGGCAAGUGCCAAGCAGCAAUUGCCAAUCUGUCCGCGAAUGUUGCGCCACGUUUUUGAGAAUGCGACGCCACGCGACGAGCAGCAGGCGGGCGUCUUUGAGGAGUACAAACCUGAGGAGGGGCAACUGUUCGACGAGGAACGGUAUCUGUGGAACUGCCUGCAGGCGUGCUGCGACAAAUCCCAGUCACAGAAUCAGAGUGCCUGCAAUGUGGUGUUGGUCUUCAAGCGCAAAUGCUAUCACAUCCACUGCGCCAGCAAUGAGGCCUGUUUGCCCAAACCGUUGACCCGCGAGCGGGAGAACGAUAAGGUCCAAAUGGUACUCGUUAAUCCGGUGGCCAGUGAUCCGCAAGAGUCAUGGACGCAGCUGCUCAAGGCCACCAAGCCGAGCGCCGAAAUUUUACCCUACGAUUCGGAGCUUAACUUUUGGAAGCAGCCGCAUCGAUUACAGUUUCAGGAAAGCAAUCUGGCCUACGAUGAAGAUGAUGCCUUUCCUUUGGCGGAGAAACGCAUGAAGCAACUGCUGAUGCAGCAGUCCGAUGACAACGAUGAGGAUCUCAGUUACUAUGGCGGCACUGCUGAGCUGCCCAAUAAUGCGAAAUUCAUGGCUUGCGAUGUGGACACACCUUGCCCGCCGCAGGAGCAGUGUGUGCGCCUUCAGGCGAAUGUGGUGACGGGUCUGUGCAGCUGCAAGCACGGAUUCGUGCGCAAUAAGCAGAACAAGUGCGUCAUGCCCGCGAUGGCCUACAGCGCCUACUUGCCCGGCAUUGAUGGGGCCGCCGAAGUCACACAACAGCUGGCAGCUGGCAGCGAGAUUGCCCCCGAGCUUGUUGUGCCGCCGGCAAGCAAAGUGGAGGCGAACAAAAUAACUGUGUCGGUCAUGUCCAAGGAGGUGCAGCUGCCGGAGCAGGAGGUAACACUGGCCGCAUUCACAGUGCCCGAGGAGGAGACAAGUGGCACCAAAUACAAAUAUCUAUGGACAUUGAUUUCGCAGCCGAAGGGACCCAUGAAUGGCACCAUUUCCGAUCAGAGCAACGCGAAGGUGAAACUCUCGAAUCUCUCGGAAGGCCUGUACACCUUCAAGGUGACCGUCACCGGUGACAAUGGCACCUUUGGCGAGGCGGCUGCCAAUGUGACGGUGCUGCCGGAGAGACGCAUCAAUCAGGCACCGCAGGUGAUUAUCACGCCGCGGGAACAGAUUAUACGACAGCCCACCUCGAAUGCGGUGCUCGAUGGCAGCACCAGCACCGACGACGACAAGAUCAUCAACUGGCACUGGGAGGUCAUUCUGGGUCCCAUUGGCUAUCAGCCCCAAUUGCCGGAGGUGAACACCCUGCAGCUGGAUCUGAUCUCGCCGGGCAACUACACCUUCAAGCUGACCGUGACGGACUCGAAUAAUGUGACCAAUUCCACCACGGCGACCAUAGCAGUGCUCAAGGAGACAGACUAUGCGCCGGUGGCGAAUGCAGGCGAUGCCGUCAUCUUAUAUCUGCCCAAUAAUAAUGUCACCCUCAAUGGCACCGCCAGCUCCGAUGAUCACGAAAUCGUUGAAUGGGAGUGGACCAAGGAUGCCAGCGAUGAGGCCAAGGCCGUGGACAUGCAGAACACGAGAACUCCUUACGUGCAGCUGUCCAACCUGGAGGAGGGCAUGUACACCUUUGUGUUGAAGGUCACCGACGGCAGCAAGCAAUCGAGCACCGCCAAAGUUCACGUCUUUGUGAAGCCUCCAACGAAUUCACCGCCCACAGCAAAAGCAGGCGCCAAUUCAACGAUCAGCUUGCCCCUCAAUUGGGCCACAUUAAAUGGCUCCGAAUCGAAAGAUGACAUUGGCAUCAAGAGCUAUCAAUGGAAACAGCUGAGCGGACCCAACAAUGCCGUCAUACUCAAAUCGAACAACUCGAUUGCCAAUGCUACUAGCCUUACUCUGGGUCUGUACGAGUUCGAGCUGAGAGUUGCCGAUGAGAACAACAAUACCGCAGCAGACAGCACCUGGGUAAAGAUUGUGCAGGAACGCAAUGCGGCGCCAAUUGCAAACGCUGGUGGAGAUCGCACCAUCACCUUGCCCGUGACCGCUAUUUAUUUGAAUGGUUCGCAGUCUUCAGAUGAUUUGGCAGUGGUGAAAUACCUGUGGACACGUGAGGAUACCAGCCAAGCCGCUGGCGUCAUCAUUGGCGACACCGACAAGCAGCCAAUUAUGAUUCUCAGCAAUGUUGUACAGGGUCGCUAUGUCUUCAAGCUGACUGUGAGCGAUGAUCAGGGCUUGACGGGCACGGAUACGGUCAGCAUUAAUGUGCAUGCCGAUCCGAUGCUGAUGUAUCUGGUGCAAAUGACACUGCCCAUGGGCAUAUCGGUGAUAACCAAGAGCGAACUGGACUCCAUUGUGCAGAAGCUGCAGCUGCUGCUGGGCGAUGACAAUAAGAUACAAAUUCGAGAGCUUAAGCACGACCUGCACACAGAGGCAGCCGUGCUGGUCUUCUAUGUGAUGGCGAACGGAGCACCGGCGAAGCCAGUGGAUGGCCUGCAUGUGGAGCGAAUGCUGCGUGCCAAGCUGCAGAAGGACGCCUCCAUAUUAGGUGCACUCUAUGUGGACAUACGCACCACAGUGUGCCAAAACAAUUGCUCCGGCCAUGGCAGAUGCAAUCCAGCGACAAGAGCCUGCAUCUGCGAAGCCUUCUGGAUGCCGACAGCCAGCUACUUCUUUGCCAACGAUGAGGCCAACUGCGAUUGGUCGAUUUUAUAUGUGUUUGUGGGCGUGAUUGGCGGCUGUUUGCUGCUGUCUGGCAUCUUUUGGGGCAUUGCCUGCGCCUGCCGCACAACAAAGAAGCCGCGCAUGCGCCAAAAGGUGCAAAAGUAUGCGCUGAUAGGCACACAGGACGAGGAGGCGGCCAAUUAUUCGCGCAACACUUCGCUGACCGAAUCGGAAACGGAUUCGGACGUGCUCUUCGAGACGCGCUCCAAGAGCAAUGGAAUUGGUGGCAAGCAUAAGGCACAACACAGUAACUCGCACGGCAGCAGUUCAACUGGACGCGAUGGCACCAAAUAUGCGGUGACCAAGUUGGGCCGCAAGAUCAAAGCAUAAACGUGGCAACAACUGCUGCACUUGUGUGUGCCUGUGUGUUGUGUUGUGUUCGUUCGUAUAGAGUGUGUGUGAUAUAUAUACAUAUAUAUAUAUAUAAAUUUGUAUUUCUACUUGUCCCUAUAUACAAAGAAAUGUACUCGCAUCUUUUGUACUUGCCGCGCACGCAGAGUGCCUCCUAAUUUAUAUUAACUAUAUAUUUAUAUAUGUAUUUGUGUGUAUGUAUGUGUGUGUUUUCGUUCCUUUAAGUUAUUUAUGUGAUAUGUGCACAACCUCUGAUUGAUUUAUAAUUACCUCUUAUUAUUAUUUAGUAUUAUUUACACAGCUGGUGUGCAAUUAACAAAUGUUUA
Drosophila grimshawi is the source of this 3725-nucleotide messenger RNA. RefSeq names its product dyslexia-associated protein KIAA0319-like protein. The record is from RefSeq and is a predicted model, not a curated record. The transcript has 8 exons. NCBI's taxonomy places the organism in Eukaryota, Metazoa, Arthropoda, Insecta, Diptera, Drosophilidae. Gene Ontology annotation, cellular component: cytoplasmic vesicle; plasma membrane. The coding region runs from base 106 to 3378 and encodes 1090 amino acids.